Diversispora eburnea is the source of this 1473-nucleotide messenger RNA. The record is from the annotation of a GenBank genome assembly. NCBI's taxonomy places the organism in Eukaryota, Fungi, Glomeromycota, Glomeromycetes, Diversisporales, Diversisporaceae.
AUGCGUCUCAUAUCAGCUCAAGAAGUUGCAAAACACAACAAACGUAAUGAUUGUUGGGUUAUUAUACACAGAAAAGUUUACGAUUUAACUAACUUUCUUCCCGAUCAUCCUGGUGGUGAAAAAGUCAUUCUUAAACAAGCUGGUGAAGACGCGACUGAGGCAUUUGACCCAAUUCACCCUCCAGAUAUUAUUCAAAAAUAUUUGCCACCUGAGGUUUGCCUUGGAGAAAUAGAUCCCGCCACGUCUGUUAAAACGUCCAAGGUUGGAACUGAAGAGGAUAAAAAACGUAAUUUGGCGAUUGAAAAAAAACCGGCGUUAGGAGAAAUGUUAAAUUUAUAUGACUUCGAGGCAGUCGCUUCUCAAGUAUUAACUCCUGAAGCAUGGGCAUAUUAUAGUUCUGGUGCUGAUGAUGAAAUCUCACUUCGUGAGAAUACUAAUGCUUUUCACCGGAUUUGGAUUCGACCAAGAGUUAUGAGAAAUGUCAAGGAUAUAAAUAUGAGUACAAAAAUUCUUGGUUACCAUUCUUCAUUUCCAUUAUAUAUUUCCGCAACUGCCUUAGGUAAACUUGGUCAUCCGGAAGGAGAGGUUGUUCUCACUCGAGCCGCAUUUAAACAAAAUAUUAUUCAAAUGUUACCUACUCUUGCAUCAUGUUCUUUGGACGAGAUGGUUAAUGCUAAAGGAAAAGAUCAAGUCCUUUUUUUUCAACUAUACGUAAAUAGUGAUAGAAAUGUUACGAAGAAAAUUGUACAAGUUGCAGAAGAAAAAGGUUGUAAAGCUCUUUUCAUUACAGUAGACGCUCCGCAAUUAGGUCGUCGUGAAAAAGAUAUGCGCGUUAAAUUUGUUGAUGAACCUCCGGAUGUUCAUGAUGAACAUAAUGUAAAUCGAAACCAAGGAGCUGCUCGAGCAAUUUCAUCAUUUAUUGAUCCCGGUUUAAAUUGGGAUGAUUUAGAAUGGUUUAGAUCUAUUACUUCUAUGCCAAUUGUAUUAAAAGGUAUUCAGACUGCCGAAGAUGCUGUCUUGGCAGCUAAAUAUGGUUGUGAAGGAAUAGUACUUUCAAAUCAUGGAGGUCGUCAAUUAGAUUUUGCUCGUUCUGGUAUAGAAAUUCUUCCUGAAGUUGUUGAAGCUUUAAAGAAAGAAGGAUUAUUAAAUAAAAUUGAAAUAUACGUAGAUGGUGGUGUUCGACGUGGUACUGAUAUAUUUAAAGCCAUUGCAUUGGGUGCUAAAGCUGUUGGUAUUGGAAGACCUACUCUAUAUGCCAUGUCAUCGUAUGGUCAGGCUGGUGUUGAAAGAGCAAUACAAUUAUUAAAAGAUGAAUUUGAAAUGAUUAUGCGUCUAACAGGUGUAAAUAAAUUAGAAGAUAUAAGACCUGAAAUGGUCGAUAUUAAAAAUUUAUCAGAUCAUAUACUUGUUCCAAAAAAUCAUUUAUUCUCAGAUGUUUACGUUAAAUUAAUUCCAACAAAAAGUAAAUUAUAA